Paraphaeosphaeria sporulosa is the source of this 626-nucleotide messenger RNA. RefSeq lists its product as uncharacterized. The record is from RefSeq and is a predicted model, not a curated record. Lineage: Eukaryota; Fungi; Ascomycota; Dothideomycetes; Pleosporales; Didymosphaeriaceae. The coding region runs from base 165 to 563 and encodes 132 amino acids. The transcript is spliced from 2 exons.
GUCUCUUGUUGUAUCCUGGCAUACAUAAUUCGCAAUUGCUUUCUCCGCUGUACAACUUUCGCGCGUUCGACCAAUUGACUUCCCCCACAUCGCUCUGUCCCGAAUACCCGCACGAGAACCAGAAAUCCAUACAAACAGAACCGUCUUCGGAGUAAUAGUUGACAAUGCCAGCCAAACACGAACAAGGCGCAAUAGAUGUCAAGCAAAAGAAUGUCCUCCACAAGCCCCUAGCCCGCCUUUCCGCACCUGCUUCCUCCUCCAAAAACCUCCCCUCCACAGUUCACGCAGGCUUCUGCACGUCAGGCUCCCCCAUCGCCGCCAUUCUCACUGCCUCCUUCCUCGACUUCUCGUCAAAACAGGGACUUGAUCUGCGCGGCGCAGGAGUCAAGGAGGGGAGCAGGUACUGCAUCGACACGGCAUUGUGGAAAAAGGCGGUCGAUGGAGGAAUAAAGGAUGUGCAGGUGAAGCUGGAAGCGAGCCAUGAGCACAAAAGUUCAAUUAGCGAAUCGCAUUUGUGGAAUUUCUUAACCGAGACUACCUCAGGCAUGAGUUCAAAAGAUUGAGUGUGCAUGCUCACGCGCGACCGACACGCAUUACCAAAGGCACAGGCAGUGCGCGGUGCGAAC